AUGGCCCCGGACUCCAGAGUCCUAAUCACCGAGCAAGUCAUGCCCAAUCCGCCCACGGCCCUGAAUGCCUGGACCGAUCUCUGCAUGAUGAACCUCGGUGGCAAGGAGCGGACCGAGAAGAUGUUCGAUGACCUGACAGCGAGUGCUGGGUUGAAGAUGGUCGGCGUACACAAGAGCUUGGCGACUGAUGUUGCGGUUAUCGAAUGCGUCAAGGUGUGA
This is a messenger RNA of Fonsecaea pedrosoi CBS 271.37, 219 nucleotides long. RefSeq lists its product as uncharacterized. The transcript has a single exon. The record is from RefSeq and is a predicted model, not a curated record. Gene Ontology annotation, molecular function: methyltransferase activity. The coding region runs from base 1 to 219 and encodes 72 amino acids. NCBI's taxonomy places the organism in Eukaryota, Fungi, Ascomycota, Eurotiomycetes, Chaetothyriales, Herpotrichiellaceae.